UAGACUUUCUCUGUCUAGUGUAGUUACUAAACUUAGUAGGUAAUCAAUCUUUUUAGGCAAGAAAAACCUAAAGAAUCAAAGUGGCAGCAAAGGUGUUAACUAUAGGAAACAGGACAGCGAAUCUCCACCCUUCGUGGCUAAUCCUCCAAACAACACUUGGCCGUCAUUAUACCAUCUCCCCAUUAAACUAUUCAUAAUUGCCAACCCAUCAUUGAACAACUAAACCAUUUCAUAAAUUGUCUCCUCCAUUGGACCAUCUUACUAUAAAACCUCCAAUUUCAUCAACAAACAGAUAAACCCAAAAAACUUCAUAACAAACAAAAAUGGCAAUCAACAGUUAUCACAUCAGAUCAAUCAGUUUCCCAAGCAGACUACACAAAACUUCAACCCGAAUCGAUGAAGAGUUAACCCGAUUCAAAACCCAUGAAGAAGAACCCAUCUGCCAUGGCCUAUCUGGUCUCAUCGAGCUUUACAAAUGUCUCAACGAUCUACUUAACUCUCCCACGGCUACACAAGCGGUUUUAAAGGCAGAUAACAUGGGACGAAUUGGGUUCCUUCUCGACGGUUCAAUGAAGAUCCUAGAUAUCUGUGGUAUUACAAGAGAUCUCGUUGCUCAAAUGAAGGAAAACGUGAUUGAUCUUCAGUCUUCUCUUAGGAGAAGAAAAGGGGAUUCGAGUAACAUCGAAACAAGCAUAGCCAAAUACAUCUCAUUAAGAAAAUCCAUAGCAAAAAAAGCAAAGAAACUUGCCUUCACAUUGAAGCAAGACCAAAAAGAUGAUCAAGAAACAGAGCAUGUUGUUAAGAUCUUGAGCCAAGUGACCUCGGCUAACUUUAGAGUGUUUGAAUCUCUAUUGGGGUUCUUGGGGAAGACGAAAUCGAGGUCUAUGGUUCCCAAAUGGUUGCAAAAAGGGUGCGAAAAGAAUUUGAGUUCGAAUGAGUUGGAGAGAGUUGAUGAGGCUCUUUAUGGUGUUUGUAAAGGGGAGAAGAUAGUUGCGGCUAUGGAUAGUUUGAAGUGUUUGGAAAGUGGGAUUGAAGAAAUGGAGAAUGGAUUGGAGGGUUUGUUUAGGCAAUUGAUAAGGGCAAGAAGUUCUCUUCUUAAUAUAGUUUCUCAAUGAUUAUGAUUGAGAAUGGGAAAAAUCCGGUAUGGGGAUCCAAGUUUUAGAGGAUUUGCUUCAUGGGUUUUCACUCUUUUUUUUGGUUCUUGUAAAUGAGAUCACAAUUUGUUGAUAAAAAUAUGAGAUCAAUAUUGUUAUUGAUAUAUUAAUCUUCUUCAUCUUACUCUUU
Impatiens glandulifera is the source of this 1284-nucleotide messenger RNA. RefSeq lists its product as uncharacterized. Gene Ontology annotation, biological process: root development; shoot system development. Lineage: Eukaryota; Viridiplantae; Streptophyta; Magnoliopsida; Ericales; Balsaminaceae. The record is from RefSeq and is a predicted model, not a curated record. The transcript has a single exon. The coding region runs from base 324 to 1115 and encodes 263 amino acids.